Molecule: messenger RNA, 932 nt
Organism: Hypoxylon trugodes
Lineage: Eukaryota; Fungi; Ascomycota; Sordariomycetes; Xylariales; Hypoxylaceae
Exons: 2
Biological process (GO): positive regulation of transcription from RNA polymerase II promoter by galactose
Cellular component (GO): nucleus
Molecular function (GO): DNA-binding transcription factor activity, RNA polymerase II-specific; RNA polymerase II cis-regulatory region sequence-specific DNA binding
Source: RefSeq, a predicted model, not a curated record
GUAUGAUAUCAGUUACCCAUGGUAGACCCACGAUGAUAUCCAGUCAUCUUGCUUCGGCUGUUCCUCUCCAGGAACAAUCAAAGCACUUACCAUUUUUCGCAAAUUCCCUUGAACUAUACGAGAUAAUCAAUCAGAUUAUCUUAAAGCUUUAUUCCACGGAUUCAGCAGCCAAGGAUAAAACCCCCGCUUUACAAAAUUCGUAUAUUAUGACAGAUAAUCUCAUAACCGCUCUAAAACUUGAUAGUUCCCUCAACAGGAUUGAAAAGAAUUUCCCAUCUUCAGUUAACCUUGAAGAUCCCAUAGCACAUAGACAAGCCGUCAUAAUACGUAUUAGACUCUUACAUGCCCGCAUACUCCUUCUCCGACCAAUACUUGCAGAAUUCUGCUUGUCUCAAGACAAUAGGGAGAAGUCAUCUACUGAGGAGACCCUUUCCGAUCGAAUGAUAGAGCAAUGCGCCUUGGAAUGUGUUGCUGCAGCUCAGAAGUUGAUUUUAGUUACUAGCGAGCACCAGAGAGAUGAUGACAGUAUUGGAUUGCUCCCUGCAUGGUGGUACCGAAUCUUCUACGUCUAUACUGCCGCUACCGUCCUCCUAGCAGCAAGACUUCGUCGUGAAAGGUUCACAUGUUCUAGCAUAUCGGAACCUUGGAAUCGGGCUAUCUCAAUCCUCCAAUCGCACGAAAGAUUUGGCGUAUCUGCGCGCCGUUGUGUGGCCGCUUUACAAAUUUUAUCGUCCAAGGUAUUUCACGGACCGAGCGACACGACCGUCACUACCGGAGACCACGUCGAUAAUCAGACAUUUUCUCCCGACGAAGCUUUCAACAUAAACCCCCAGAUAUCAUUGGAUGGUAUAGGCUUCGACGCCGACAGCUUUGGAUUUGAUAUCGACAAUUAUCAAUGGCUCAACAGCAUGCCAGGCGGGAUUAUGUAUUAA